AUGACAUCUGACAAAGCUACCGAGGCACUAAAAACUGCCAGCUUCGAGUCAAAGGAGGCCCAGCGGCUUCUACGAGCGGCAAUGCGCAAGGAGAAGAAAGAACUGAAGGCCGAGGCCAAGAAGGAGCGCAAGCUCAAGGCCAAGCAAGCAUCCAAACUGACAGAUAGAAAGCUUGGUGCUGGCGAGGGCGCCGAGAAGAAGAUCAGAUCCAGCAAGGGGAAGAAGGAGCGACAGAUACUGCGCCUAAAGCUGCGCUCCGAGCAGCUCAAGGCGGAGGGUCUAAAGCUGCUGGAAGAUGCGGAGAAGGCCAGGGUUGAAUAUGAGGAGAUGGCUGCUCAGGUCCAGACAAAGAAAGGCAAACCGACAAGCGAUAUGGACUCCUCGAGCAGCAGUGGAUCAGAGUCCGAAUCAGACUCCGAGUCGACAUCUGAGGCUGAGUCCUCGCCCGAGCCAGAGCCUCUGCCAGAAAAAAAGGGCAAGAAGAGCAAAAAGUCCAAGAAAGCCGAAGACGCAGAACCUAUCGACGAGGAUAGCUCACAUGUAAAGAAAAAGAAAGCCAAAAAAGACAAGGCGAAAGUGAAGGAGACAGAUGCGCUCAAUGUCGAGCCGGCUACAGAUGAGGAGCCUUUACAAGACAAUAAGGAGGCCAAGAAAGUUCGUAAGGAAGAAAAGAAACGCAAGAGAGCGACCGAGCCCGAUGUCACAGUGACCACUGCGGACGAUAUAUCAAAAGAAAAGAAGCCGAAGAAAUCAAAAGUCAAAGAUGAAACGACUGCCGAAGCACCUGCAAUAGUGGAGAAAAAUCCCGCUCGCACUAGCGCAGCUGAGCAGUGGAAUGUGAGCGGUCUCGAUGGAGGUACCUCAAGACAGGACAAGUUCAUGAGGCUUUUGGGCGGCAAGAAAGCCGGGAAUGAAAGAGCCUCGGUGUCUGGUAGCGCGUCAAAAGGUAAGGUUGACUCUUAUAGGUCGGCCGAUGACUUGCAGAGACAGUUCGAUUACGGCAUGAAGAUGAAGCAUGAGAUGGGAGGCCAGAAAAGGGGGCUGGGGGCUUGA
Pyricularia grisea is the source of this 1053-nucleotide messenger RNA. RefSeq lists its product as uncharacterized. The record is from RefSeq and is a predicted model, not a curated record. Bases 1 to 1053 code for a protein of 350 amino acids. NCBI's taxonomy places the organism in Eukaryota, Fungi, Ascomycota, Sordariomycetes, Magnaporthales, Pyriculariaceae. The transcript has 3 exons.